Anopheles maculipalpis is the source of this 2916-nucleotide messenger RNA. It is a transcript of the gene Hr96, whose product is annotated as nuclear hormone receptor HR96. Gene Ontology annotation, biological process: cell differentiation; negative regulation of transcription by RNA polymerase II; positive regulation of transcription by RNA polymerase II. The record is from RefSeq and is a predicted model, not a curated record. Gene Ontology annotation, molecular function: nuclear receptor activity; zinc ion binding; RNA polymerase II cis-regulatory region sequence-specific DNA binding. The transcript is spliced from 4 exons. Lineage: Eukaryota; Metazoa; Arthropoda; Insecta; Diptera; Culicidae. Bases 171 to 2909 code for a protein of 912 amino acids.
AAAAAAACGACGACGAAAACGUACCACAGCAACGAUUCAGGCGUGUCUAGCGCGAGUGGGCGAGGCAACAAGCGGAAAGAUAAGCCGCGAGUGUAAGAUAAACCUCGAGCCCACCUCACAGGCCGAUUCCGAAAUACCUGUCCGUGUAGUGUACGACAAGUGUGGUCCGCAUGACGACGGCGUCGACGACGACGAUUACGAUGGCUAACGGUGGUACGGUGCCAGACGGUGAGUCGUUGGGUGCGAACAGUGCCAUCAGCAAAAUUUGUAGCGUGUGCGGGGACAAGGCACUCGGUUACAACUUUAACGCGGUCACCUGCGAAAGCUGUAAGGCCUUCUUCCGACGCAAUGCCCUCUCCACCAAAGGGUUUACGUGUCCUUUCAAUGAAAAUUGCGACAUAACCGUUGUAACGCGACGUUUCUGCCAAAAGUGUCGGCUGGAAAAGUGUUUCCGGAUCGGCAUGAAGAAGGAGUACAUAAUGUCGGAAGAGGACAAGGUGUUGAAGCGGAAGAAAAUUGAACAAAAUCGUGCCAAAAAGAGGCUAAGCAAUGGGAGUGGGUCGGAAGCAGGGGCCGCAACGAGCGAUCGGGAAGCUACACCGGGCAGGACCAAUGUGCCGACCAAGAUAAAGCGCGAAAAGUCACUGGAAACGUUCGAUGGUGGUGACUGUUGGAACAAUUCCUCGUCCUCGGAGUAUGGAACGGGGGAAGUCCUGAUUCAGGCGAACGGAACGGGCAGUUCGACGACGACGCUGACAACAGCCGGGACGAUCCUUGAAGUUCCCUCCAAUUCAUCCAAUCAAUCGAUGCUAUCCAAUGGCACGUCGAACGAUUACAGUCGAAUUACUUCACCGUCAGAACUGAGCAGUACGCCCAGCUCAUCCGCGUACAACAAUCCACACAGUUCUCUUUCCUCCGAUGCGGAGCUUCUUUCCUCUGCCGUUGCCUCAUUACAGUCGUCAAGCAAUGGGACUAAACCACAGGACAUGUCGCAAACGCAAACCAACGGACGUACGGGAGUAGGUGACGAUCGACUACCUCCGGUAACGAUCGAUUCCAGUGCGGAGGAUAUUGUGAAUCGUAUCGUCAACUAUCCUACUCGAGCCAGCCAAACUAUCGCUUCGCUGAUGAAAAGCCCCAAGGAUGCAGUAUUUAUAAUGUCCAAAAUUAUCAAUUCCCAGUGCGAUGCGCUGAAGCUGAUCAGUCAUUUCAUUACCGCACCGGGCGAUGCGUUACAGAUCAUCAGCAAAAUUAUGAACUCCCCGCUGGAUGCGCUGACGGUGUUUGCUCAAUUUAUGAGCUCUCCUACGGAUGCGCUUCAGCUGAUCGGGAAGAUCGUUAGCUCGCCGGCUGAUGUGCUUCAGUUUAUGCAGCAGCUCAUGAACCAACCGGAGGAUGCUCUGCAGGUAAUGAACAAAUUUAUGAGCUCCCCGGCCGAAGCUCUGCAAAUGAUCAACAAAAUGAUGAACCAUUCCGAUAUUGUGAAAACGAUCAAAGAAGCGGCCGAUACGUCCCAGAAAGAUGAAGACGAACAGCAGCAACAGCAGCAGCAUCAUCACCAGCAAGAGCAACAACCAUCACUGUUAUCCGCUAUGCAGCAGCCAAUAGCUGAGCAUCAAAUUCAUCAGACGGAUUUACCCUUAGCCUCGUCGUGCAUUGAUUCUGUGGCAUCCGAUCAGCAUCAGAUGAUUCGCUCCAUCAUGCAAGAAGCGACGAUCGUUACGGAUCCGGUUGGUACGAUCAGUGCUGCCGCUUCACCAUCGUCCACAUCCAACUACGAGACUCCCUACACAUCGAUGCUAGACCCGUUGCUUUCGAGCACAACCACCUCGCUAGUACAUUCCCACAACUACAGUCACAGCCAUCACCAGCUACAAAUGAGCACGGGGAUCCAGCCAGCCUCGCCCAGCUGCUCGAGCGACAUAGCGGAUGUAGUGUUUGCGGCAUCGUCCACUUUUGGCCAUGAUCCCCCGAUCAUUGUACCGCCGUCGGAUGAUUUAGGCAUAUUCCAGGACAUUGAAGCAAAACCAGUGAUGCCACACACGCUAGAAUCGGUCCUGAUGCAAGCGAUAAAGCUCGAGUACGAAGGAUACAACAGCAGUCCGAUCGGUACGAGCUCGAGUCAGCAGUCGACCACACAUCACUCGACCGUUGGUAGUAAUAGCAUCGAGUUAAACGAUGCUGAAAGAGCCAAGCUGAACGAACUGAUUGUGGCCAAUAAAGCGCUGUAUGCACCGGUUGAUGAUGAUCUCGCGUCACUCAUCUCGGACGACUGCCGGAUAAAGAGCAAUCAAACGCAGCAAGAUCCUCAGCUGCUGAAGGUGAUAAACUUAACCGCCAUUGCCAUACGACGCUUAAUCAAGAUGUCCAAAAAGAUCAGCGCCUUCAAGAACAUGUGCCAGGAGGAUCAGCUGGCACUGUUGAAGGGAGGCUGCACGGAAAUGAUGAUCCUACGUUCCGCGAUGCAGUACGAUUGUGAUAGAGCGACGUGGAAGAUACCGCACAGUCAGGAGGAAAUGUCAAACAUACGUGCCGAUGUGCUCAAACUUGCCAAAGGCAAUGUGUACCAGGAGCAUGAACGUUUCAUUCGGACCUUUGAGAAGAAAUGGCGUUCGGAUGAGAAUAUAAUUUUAAUCAUGUGUGCCAUUACGCUGUUUUCGCCCGAUCGUCCAAAAACUAUACACUCCGAUGUGAUUAAACUGGAGCAGAAUUCGUACUAUUAUUUGUUACGUCGUUACUUGGAAAGCAUCUAUCCUGGUUGUGAGGCACGCUCGGUAUUUCUGAAGCUGAUGCAGAAAAUAUCGGAACUACAUUUUUUGAACGACGAAAUUAUCAGCGUUUACCUGAAUGUUAAUCCAUCGGAGGUGGAACCACUGUUGCGUGAAAUAUUUGACCUUAAGGUGCAUUAAAUGAGUC